AUGGCUAACUACAGACAGAAAGUGAAAUUUAGAAGGACCGUACAAUCCAUAUUGUUCUAUAAAUUGACAACACAUAAAUGGAUAAUUCCCUUCUUGAUAUGUUCUAUAGCGUUGCUAUUAUUGGGUUGUAGAACCUUGAGAAUUCUAUAUUUGGAAUGGUAUGAUGAGUCAUUACGGAAUCUAGAUACUUUAGAUUCUCUACUAGCUUAUAUACGUCAUCCACCCACUUUAUGCAGAGCUGCCUUGACCCUGGGUGGAGCACUUGAUGAUAAACACCACAUAGACAAAGAUAAGGUGGUGUGUCUCAAGCCAGGGCCUGGCCUUCGACCGAACUGCAUCGUCUACUCUUUUGGGAUAAAUAGUGACUGGUCUUUCGACGAAUCUAUGGAAAAGUAUGGAUGUCGAGUAUACUCGUUCGAUCCUGGAAUGGGUCUAGAAAACCAUAAUCGAAGCAAGAAGAUCUCGUUUUAUAAUUUGGGAAUAUCGGACGUCAAUGAAAAUCAAGUACGUAAGAAGAACAAGACGUGGAGACUUAGAACGUUCGAUUACUUUAUUGAUCUCUUGGGGCAUCAGAAUGAAACCAUUGACGUAUUGAAGAUGGAUAUCAAAGGUUCGGAAUGGGAUGUGCUGAAACACAUGCUAAACAAUGAAUAUUUGAAUAGAAUACGCCAUUUAUGUAUAGAAACGUAUCUUAAUUUUGAUAAAAGAUGGGGUGAGAAGUUACGAAUAUUAAAAAGACUCGAAAAUGAAGCAAAGAUGAAAUUUUUUAGUUCUAGGAAGAAUAAUGUAACCGGAAAGAACAUAUUUUCUAAUGAAAAUAGGAAAUUAUCGGAUCAACUAUUAUACGAAUUGGCAUGGUACAGAGACGAGAAAAACUGA
Molecule: messenger RNA, 879 nt
Organism: Centruroides sculpturatus (bark scorpion)
Lineage: Eukaryota; Metazoa; Arthropoda; Arachnida; Scorpiones; Buthidae
Product: methyltransferase-like protein 24
Exons: 5
Coding region: 1-879 (292 amino acids)
Source: RefSeq, a predicted model, not a curated record